This is a messenger RNA of Spathaspora passalidarum NRRL Y-27907, 456 nucleotides long. RefSeq lists its product as uncharacterized. The coding region runs from base 71 to 313 and encodes 80 amino acids. Lineage: Eukaryota; Fungi; Ascomycota; Pichiomycetes; Serinales; Debaryomycetaceae. The transcript has a single exon. The record is from RefSeq and is a predicted model, not a curated record.
GAUUUCUUCCAGUACUAAACUUUCCCCAAUAAGUUCGUUUCAGUUAUUACUUUGUUAUUUUAUUGGUAACAUGGACGAAAUCCACAGCCAUAUUAGUGAAAUUCUGGACCAAGAUGGCUCUUUACACCACCAUAAUUCUGUUUUGCAUGAUGACAAAGAUAGACUUAAUCAAGAAAUUCUGGAAAUGAGAAAGGAAUAUGAUGAGUUGCUCCUAUAUUUUGUUAGUUAUAGGGCCAAGUUUCAAGAACAAGAAAGAAGAAGCUUCAAGAAGUUGAAAUUGAAUGAUAGUGGUGCUGAUGAAGAUUGCGCUUGAAAUGUUACUUAAUAAGUGAAAGCAUAUAUAAAUCCUUAAUAAAGUUAAUUUUUGUCAUUAGAAAUACUAUUUACUGGUUGUUGGUUUCUUUACAAUCUUGUUUUCUGUUGUCAUCGGAUCUUUAUAUUUCAUUUUUAUAUCUU